AUUUUCCGGAAAAGCACCAUUCACACAUGCAUUUCAAAAUACCGUUAAAUUCUGUGACAUCAUUAACCACUUGCCCUCGAAGUUAAACAGCUGGGAUUGUAUUUACAAACAUGGAGGGGAUUAUGCGAUCUGUAUUUUUGUUGAUGAUUUCAUUUAUCUUUCAAAAUUUUGUAUUCAUGCACCUUCUUGUGUCCCAGAGGCAUCGUUACAGACGACUACAAACACAAUUGUUAAACUAUAGACGAAAAAAUGUUAACGCUAGCAUCCAAAGGCAGAGGCGCUACCUGCAGCUUAAAAAGACCGUAAUGUUUACAUAUUUGGCUACAAAGAGUUCUGUGCGACGAACAUGGGCAUUUCCGCGGAUCCACGGGAAAGUAUUUUGGGGGAAUAUUUUGAAUAACUUUGAUGACGGUAUGUGGAUGCAGCAUUUUCGCAUGUCAAGAAACACAUUCGAGUUCGUGCUGCAGCUACUAAGUCCAUCUCUAAAACGGAAAACUACCGGCUGGCGAAAACCGCUGGAACCCCGACUGAGACUUGCUGUUGUGUUGUGGUGGUACGCCACCCCGAGUGAAUACAGGACCAUAUCUUGCUUGUUUGGCCUUGGAAUUUCUACUGUCUGCAUGCUUGUUCGUCAGGUAACAAAUGCCCUGAAGACCCUUUGCGAGCGCUUUAUAUGCCUGCCCAAAGGAGAGCGUCUCCAAAAAACCAUUGAUGGCUUUUUUGCCCGAGGCUACAAGAUGUGCGCAGGUGCCAUCGAUGGGUGCCACAUACCCAUCCUUAAACCUCACGUGGACCAGGCUGCCUACUGCAACCGUAAAGGUUGGCACUCUAUAGUGUUGCAGGCCGUUGUGGAUCACAACUUUUGUUUUACGGAUGUGUAUGUGGGUUGGCCAGGUCGAACUCACGAUGCAAGAGUGCUAGCCAACUCACCUAUAUACCAAAUGGCUGAGGCUCAUGAUGGGUAUUUGUUUCCUCGUGAGAAAUCUACAGUGGUGGAUGGAGUGGAGGUUCCCAUACAUCUUAUUGGAGAUGCGGCAUACCCCCUUAAAAAAUGGCUGAUGAAGGGCUUCCUGAAUCACCAAAUUCUAACACCUGACCAGUCUCACUUCAACUUCUGUCUGAGUUCAGCUCGAAUGGUUGUUGAAAAUUCCUUUGGCCGACUUAAAGGACGGUGGAGGUGUUUACUUAAACGCAACGAUGUUGACAUAAAUAUUAUGUCUGAUAUUGUUGUGGCUUGCUGCAUCUUGCAUAACAUUUGUGAGCUCAGGAAAGAAAGAUACCUGCCUGAAUGGAACACUGACCUCCAGUGUGAUGUUUCUGCUGAUGUUACUGACAGAGAGCACAACAGAAUUACUGAUGAUGCACAAGCAGUUCGCAGAGCAUUAGUAUCACUGCUGAGUUAAAGUUAAUCCAAAAAAUAUUACUCACCCUCCUGCUGUUUUAAACCUACUUUUACUUCCUCCUGCUGAACACAAAGAAGGGUAUUUUGAAGAAUGUCGGUAAUCAAACAGUCGCAAGGAAUCUCUGAAUUCUAUAGAAUGAAAAAAAUAUAUAUAAAAUGGAGGUUGAAGUUGCCUUUGUUCCGAUUACUAACGAUCUUCAAAAUACCUUUCUUUGUGUUUACCAGGAGGAAAAACUGCAAGGCAAGUUUUGAACAACA
This is a messenger RNA of Danio rerio (zebrafish), 1660 nucleotides long. The record is from RefSeq and is a predicted model, not a curated record. Lineage: Eukaryota; Metazoa; Chordata; Actinopteri; Cypriniformes; Danionidae.